GGAACGACUACUCUCUUUGUUUACAUUUUGACCUACAAGUUUAGUACAAGUACAACUUCGUAAGACGGUAACUUGGGCAUUUACUUGGAAACCAUAGAGAGCCAGUGUUGACAACUCUCACGUGUGUGAUGCUGGUGGAUGACCAUUGUGAUGUGGAUAAGACACAGUUUAAGAUUCGCCCUCCCAUACUCAACAAGAUCAUGGUCUAGGCCACUGAAGAAUCGACACAAACUCCAUUCAGUAUUGAGAGGGUACAGCGUGACGACCCAGCCAGGGGCUGUAGAUUCCCUGUCCAUCAUGUCCUCAGACAGGCACCAGGACCUCAGGGACAUAUUCAACACAGCCAUAUCAUCUGUACUACCCGCCAAAAUGAUAACAAGGGCUCUGACUGUGAAGGACAACACUCUCCAUGUUGGGGGGAGGGAGUAUGAACUGGACAAGAAUGUGUACGUGGUGGGGUUUGGUAAGGCGGUGGCAGGAAUGGCCCGGGCAGUGGAGGAUCAGCUCCACCACCACAUCAUUGACGGCAUCAUCAGUGUACCGCACAGACUCGGCACGACUCUCAGGGAACUUGGCAAAGGUGAUCUAUGGUUGAAGCAGAACACCAAACUAAAGGUGAUGGAGGGAGCGAAGGGAAACCUCCCUGAUGCUGAUUCGGAGAGGGCCGCCCAUGCCAUCAAGAAAUUAGUGACCAGCCUGACAGAGAGACACAUCCUGAUCGUGCUGAUAUCUGAUGAUACAUCAGGUGGCGGAUCGGCUCUUUUACCCCUGCCCUGCCCUCCCAUUACGUUGGAGGAGGAGGCGGCGCUGACCAAAACUCUGUCCCAGAACGGGGCCACCAUUAACGACAUGAACACCAUCAGGAAACACAUCGAGGAACUCAAAGGCGGCGGGCUGGCCAAGGCGGCAUUCCCCGCGCAGGUGAUCUCAUUAAUUCUUUCUGACGUUGUUGACGAUAAGAUGGACAUUAUCGCUAGCGCGCCCACCGUUUUCGACAUUUCGUCGCCUCAGAUGUGUAUUGAUAUUUUCAAAGAGCUCAAAAUACAGAAGCAAGUACCCGCUUCCGUCAACGAAUUCCUAUUUAAGAAAUCCGUCGAGUUUGCAAAGAUGCCAUCAUUGAAAAAACCAGAGGCCGGAUAUUCUACACCAUGGUCCAAGUUUCAGCAUGUGAAAAACGUCAUCGUAGGAAACAACAGCAUGGCCACACAGGCCGCCAAAGAUCGGGCGGAGGAACUGGGACUACUUUCGCUCGUGUUAAGUGCAUCUCUGGAAGGGGAAGCACGCAACGUGGGCGAACUAUUCGUAGAUAUUGCGAAGUAUAUAGCAUUUGUGUACAAUUACAAGCCAUCGCGUGAUGGCGGGUCCGUAUCACUAGUCCAGCUGGAGCUAAAACUCGCGCAGUUUGGUUUCGAGAAAAAAGUGCUGAAUGAUCUGAACUCUCUGACAAGGAAAGCUUGCAACUGUCGUAAAGGUGUCUGCGUCGUAAGCGGAGGAGAAACUGUUGUAAAAGUCAAAGGUCAAGGAAAAGGUGGGCGGAAUCAGGAAAUGGCGCUUGCUUUUGGAAUAGGGUUGGAAAAUGCGCGUGUUGAGGAAGAAAAAUUAAAGCGGUUCUCGAUCGAGUUUCUGAGCGGCGGCACGGACGGACAGGACGGGCCGACGGACGCCGCCGGAGCCAUAGCAGACGACAACUUAAUCCAGAAAUGUACGCUAGAGGGCGUGGAGGCGGAAACUUUUCUGGAGAAGAAUGACAGUUAUACGUUGUUUUCGGACCUGGAUGACGGGGCAUACAUUGUCAAGACAGGUCUAACCGGAACUAACGUUAUGGACAUCCAGGCCCUGAUCGUUAGACCCAGGAACCUUGAUGACCUCUGAUCUUGACCUUGACAUAGGUUUUUUCAUGGGUGGUUUUUCUUAAGUGACGAAAUUAAAGCGCUUUACAUAAUGUGCAAAUAAUUACGGAUAACAUAUUUUGCAAUCUAGUUUAACACGGGUGAUUCAAUUUUUUAUUGAUAAUUUUUUUUAACUGGAUACAGAUUUUUAGGGGUUAGUUGAAGAGAUAGUGCAAUGUACUUUUGUGGAGCAACUUUUGUUUGUAUCGUUCUUAACUACGUAAACAAUGGUUUUCAUUUUUAUUUAUUUUUGUACAUCGAAAUAUACAACUUAACAUGUGCCAUAAACAAGACGUUUUGUUUAAACAUAGUGCUACAUUACAGAUGCUGUGUUCUUUGUUUUCUUAGUGCAGCUCUUGUACAAUACAAGCACAUUAUUAUAUGACUGCUGCAAUGAUAAGAGUACACAGUAUGAAUAUUCUGAUUCAGGAUCAAAUUCAGAUAUUCUAGAAACUGACACAGUAGAAAACCAAGGGAAAUCUGUUGGUAACAGUGCAAUUGAAAUGAUAAUUAGAUGCCCCUUGUGUAUGUAUUGACGUGAACGUAUUUUUAUUUAUUUAUAGACGGUGCAUUCUGAUUAUUAAUUGCGCAUGUGUGACCUAUAUUACUCAAAGGCGGAAGUUAUUAAUAAUACACCCAAGAGACAAAUUUGAUGUUGAAGUUGCUCUUCCUAUUAAGAUACUUUGAUCACAUGAAGUUAAAAGUGUUUAAUUAUUCUUAAUAAAUAGGUAUACAUGAACAUGUAUAUGAAAGAGAAAUAAAACUGAAUGAUCUAUAUUAUUAUGCCGUGAAGAAAAUAAAAUGUUUAAUGGAAGUUUUGACGUAUAAAUUCCUCUGACAUGCGAACAAUAGACUUUGAUAUAUGGACAUAGUUGAUCUGAAAAUUAUCUCGACCUAAGAAUGAAUUCUUAGUUGUGUAUGUACAUCUGACGUUACAUUGUAAUGAACUGUCACCCAAACUCAUUAACUAUUAGCAUUGCUGACCCUAGUGGAGUAAAUCACUCGACGGGCCCCUAGAAAUGUGCACAUAUAUUGUCUUGUAUACAUAUAGGUAAUAUGUACUGUUGUUUUACUGGUAUAAAUCUUGUCUGUCUUGGUGAUGUAUUGAAGUUUUCUAUUUUAAGAGCAAGAGAUCUUGGCUAUGGGGAAUUACUGUAGAUCACAACAGUGAAUACAUAAUAAAACUAUUCUGUGUGUUCUCAUUUACAUAGAUUGAAAUGAAUGAUCGAUUUUAGAAACUAAUAUAUAUUUUUGAACAUAGAUACAUGAUUUCAUUAAUUUUAUUAGAAAU
This is a messenger RNA of Magallana angulata, 3180 nucleotides long. Its product is annotated as glycerate kinase-like. NCBI's taxonomy places the organism in Eukaryota, Metazoa, Mollusca, Bivalvia, Ostreida, Ostreidae. The transcript is spliced from 8 exons. Gene Ontology annotation, biological process: protein phosphorylation. Bases 139 to 1872 code for a protein of 577 amino acids. Gene Ontology annotation, molecular function: glycerate kinase activity. Gene Ontology annotation, cellular component: cytoplasm. The record is from RefSeq and is a predicted model, not a curated record.